UGAUUCGCCACGAGCCCUGCGGGGACCGACCCCAAAGGCGCCCCCAAACCCGCGGCCGCUCUGCCGGCGCCCAGGGGCUCCUGCCCGUUGGCUCCCGGUCGGCCUUGAGCGAGCGCCGGCCGGAGCCGCCUCGGGGGUAGCGAAGCGUCCGGCGCGCGGAGCCAGGAUGGAUGCGGCGCGACCCGACGUGCGGCUCGCCGUGCGCGAGGCCCUGCACGCCCUGCGGUCGCCCGAGGACGACGGCCGCGUGCUGGCCACCCUGGAGUCCCUGCAGCGCCUGGUCGGCGACGCGGGGAGCCCGGCGCGGGCCGGCGAGCGGCAGGAGCUGGCCACGGCGCCCUUCGCCGCGCUGCUCCGGGACCUGGCCGGCAAGCUGAGCGCGGGCUGGCCGGGGCCGAACGCGCGGCUGGAGCAGCUGGGCCGCAGCUUCUUCCUGCAGGGCCCGGCCGGUCAGGCCUUCCUGGCGCUGAUGGAGUGCGUGGAGAGCGCUGCGGGCCCCAGCUCCCGGCUGAUGAAGACGGCACAGCUGCUGGCGACGUUUCUGAGCCAGGGCAGGCUGGCGGCUCUGAUGGAGGAGCAGUGUCGGCAGCAGGCGCAGCCGGGCCCCGGCCUGUUCCAGGAGACGCUGCUGGUCAGGGUGGUGGGCCUGCCCGACCAGCUGGCCAACCGCCUGCAGCGGGACACGCUGGACGAGUUCCUGCCCCAGAACUACUUCGCCCUGCUCGGCGAGCAGCUCGUCCGGGCGCUGCAGACGGUCGUGGACUCGCUGCGAGCCGGCUUGGACUGCGCUGUCGGCUUCGCGUCUCAAGUCCUGGGGAAAGUCUGCGUCCAGGGAAGGCAGAAGGAGAUCCUGGGUGUGCUGGUGCCCCGGCUGACGGCACUCACCCAGGGCAGCUGCCUGUGGCAGCGAGUGUGCUGGCGCCUGCUGGAACAAGUGCCCGACCGGGCCAUGGAGGCCACGCUGACAGGACUCGCGGAGGCCGUGACGGGGCCAGAGGUCCUGGCGCGACUGCUGGGGAACCUGGUGGUGAGGCACCGGAAAGCGCAGUUCGUGAUGACGCGGAAGCUGCUGUUGCUGCAGUACCGGCACUCGACGCGCACGCUGCAGAGCCUGCUGGGGUACCUGGCCAUGGACGUCCAGCGGCGCCCGCUCCUCGUACAGGCACUGAAGGAGCUACUGGAGACGUGGGGCAGCAGCAGCGCCAUCCGGCACGCGCCACUGGCACAGCAGCGCUACGUCAGCAAGGCCAUCCUCAUCUGCCUGGCACACCUGGGCGAGCCGGAGCUGCAGGGCAGCCGUGACGAGCUGCUGGCCAGCAUGAUGGCGGGCGUGAAGUGCCACCUGGACAGCAGCCUGCCCCCGGUGCGUCGCCUGGGCAUGAUUGUGGCCGAGGUCGUCAGCUCCCGGCUCCACCCCGAGGGGCCUCCCCUGAGAUUCCAAUAUGACCAGGAUGAACUGAGCCGCGAGAUGCUGGCCUUGGCUGCCCCCAGGCCUGCGGGUGGCAGCUCCCCGGAGCCAGGGCUGCCCCUCACUGCAGUUGCCGAAGAGACCCCCACAGAGACGGAGGACCGUGCUGCAGAGACCCUGGUCAGCAGUGUCCCCAAGGAAGGGCCGCAGGGCUCCGACUCAGAGCUGGACAGUGACGACGAGCUUGUCCCCUAUGACAUGUCGGGGGACCAGGAGCUGCAGAGGGGCAAGGCGCCCCAGUACAUCCGGGACUGCCUGGAAGCGCUGAGCACAUCCGAGGACGUGGAGCGCUGGGAGGCAGCCCUGCGGGCCCUGGAGGGCCUGGUCUGCAGGAGCCCCGAGGCCACGCGGGAGGUGAGCGUGGAGCUGGCCAAGGUACUGCUGCACCUGGAGGACAGGACGUGCGUGGCCGGCUUUGAGGGGCUGCGCCAGAGGGGCCUCGUGGCCGUCGUGGUCGCGGACCCAGCCCGGGUGGCCGAGUACCUGACCGCGCAGUUCUAUGCCCUGAACUACAGCCUCCGGCAGCGCAUGGAUAUCCUGGACGUGCUGACUCUGGCCGCCCAGGAGCUGUCUCGGCCGGGACGCCCCGGGAGGACUUGCCAGCAGGGCUCCCCGGCGUUGGCUGCCGCCCAGCCUGGCAGCACCGCGGCUCCUGACUGGCGGGCGCUGGUGGAGGAGCGCAUCAGAAGCAAGACCCGGCGCUUCUCCAAGGGCUGUCCUCGGCGGGCGCUGGCCAGUGGCCCCAAUGAAUUCAACUCCGUGGCCGGCCACUUCUUCUUCCCCCUCAUUCAACACUUUGACAGGCCCCUGGUGACCUUUGACCUUUUGGGAGAUGACCAGCUGGUUCUUGGAAGACUGAUCCACACCUUAGGGGCCCUGAUGUACCUGGCUGUUAAUACCACAGUGGCCGUGUCCAUGGGCAAGGCCCUGCUGGAGUUCGUGUGGGCCCUCCGCUUCCACGUCGACCCUUUUGUGCGCCAGGGCCUGCUGUCCGCUGUCUCCUCGGUCCUCCUGAGCGUGCCUGCCGAGCGCCUGCUGGGGGACCUGCCCGACGAGCUGCUGGAGGCCAGGUCCUGGCUGGCAGAUGUGGCCGAGAAAGAUGUGGACGAGGACUGCCGGCUGCUGGCCGUGAAGUCCCUGCUGCUCCUGGAGCGGCUCAGAGACAAGCUCCUCCCACCGCCCUCUCCCGUGGGCCCCUGAGACCUGACCGUCCAUCCCUGCCAGGGGAAAGAGGGCCGAGGGCUGGGCCCGAGCCCUGGGAGCACAGCCCCGCGACGCCUGGGCCUCACUGUGUGGCCGGGUCAGGAACGGCUGUUGGAACCGUGGUGCCCGUCCCCAGUCGCUGCUGGGAGCCCUGCUCAUCUGUGUCCAGCCAGAACCCCACAAGGCCUUGGCACUGCCCCUAGGACAGCGCAGCCUGGACGUGGGGCUGUGGAGCUGAAGGCUCCCUGUGGGGUCUGUGGUGAGAGCUGGGGCUGGCAGGGCCAGGUCAGCGUGGCAGGCCCCCGUGGGCUUGUGUCCACAGAAGUAAAAGCUGCAGGUGCGAA
Messenger RNA from Oryctolagus cuniculus (rabbit), 3015 nucleotides. It is a transcript of the gene TELO2, whose product is annotated as telomere maintenance 2. The record is from RefSeq and is a predicted model, not a curated record. Gene Ontology annotation, molecular function: Hsp90 protein binding; telomeric repeat DNA binding. Lineage: Eukaryota; Metazoa; Chordata; Mammalia; Lagomorpha; Leporidae. Gene Ontology annotation, biological process: 'de novo' cotranslational protein folding. Gene Ontology annotation, cellular component: cytosol.